Vittaforma corneae ATCC 50505 is the source of this 1938-nucleotide messenger RNA. RefSeq lists its product as uncharacterized. The coding region runs from base 1 to 1938 and encodes 645 amino acids. The record is from RefSeq and is a predicted model, not a curated record. Gene Ontology annotation, molecular function: mechanosensitive monoatomic ion channel activity. The transcript has a single exon. Gene Ontology annotation, biological process: transmembrane transport; monoatomic anion transport. Lineage: Eukaryota; Fungi; Microsporidia; Nosematidae. Gene Ontology annotation, cellular component: plasma membrane.
AUGGCUAACAACCAAGACCAAGAGAUUAGAGAAGAUAAAAAGAAAAAAGAUUCUGAAGACAAUAAAGUAAAUGAAGACAAUGACCAGAAGAAAAAUGAGAGUAAGAAUGAGACAUCUAAAUCAGGCAGUAGCAAAUCAAAUUCAAAAUCGAGCAAAUCAGAUAAUAAAAAUGCCACUGAUAAGGCUCCAGAGAAUGUCAAAAACAAAUCAUUAGCACAGGAAAUUCAGGAGGCUGCCAAGGAUAAAUCAGAGCAUGAAGACUCUGAAAAUGAAGAUCUUACGUUUUUUACUCGUAAGAAACAGGAGAAAGAUUAUUCAAUAUGGAGCAUUGAUGAAUGGAUGCAUGAUUACCUUGGCGACUGGAAUUCUACACUUGUGUACAUGUUUGAAAUUAUUGUAGUUUCCACUAUAUUGUUGCUUCCAUCUGUGUUUUGGCUCAUUAAAGAAUGGCGUAAUAUCAACUUUAGGUCAUACUUCAGCAAUCCCGGCGCAAUUAAGGCAGACAAUGAGGGUUUAUUUAGGGUUGCUCUCUUUACUAUAUUGUGGUAUACGUUUGAUAUUUUCAUCACUCUCUUCAGCGAAAAUUUUCUUUUGAUCAUGGCUAUAAUUUUGCAUACAUUUCAGCUAAGUGAGUCAGAAUUCUGUUGGUGCAUGGUAGAUGUCCUUUAUACCUCUCGUGGCUACUUCAGAAUGUCUGCAGACUGUCUUUUCAUUUUUUAUCUUUCUGUUAUUAUGUUUGAAAAAUAUUCCAAACCUAAAAAUUUUAAUAUUUUUAAUCCAUUAGUGAUAAAGACCUUAAUUCUAUGGCUUGGAAUUUAUACGGGCAUGCUCUUUGUUAUGAAGUUUGUGGUAAAUAUUUUCAUAUACGAUGUUAGAAGAUCUUCAUAUAAAGAGGCUAUAUUGGAUUUAAAUCGCAAAAUCUUUCUAUUUAGGAAACUAAAGGCUAUAAGCGAAGCUCACAGCCAAAGUGAAAAAAAAGAUAUUGCUGAAAACAUGGUGCCAACAUACGAUCCCGGAUUCUAUCUCAAGGAUAAAGACUUGUUUACAUCAAGAGAGGAUGCUAUGAUUGUAGUUCAAAACAUCAUGGCUCUUCUUAAGAAAAAGAAACUCGCUUAUCAAGAUAUCAAACAAUACUAUCCAAACGAGUAUGAUGUUGUAUUUAAGUAUUUUACUAGUUCAGACACUGUUGAAGACAAUCAGGUAGUUCAUGUCAAAGUUCUCAAAGAAAUUGCAAAAGACUUGUAUAUCAAACGAAAGGAUAUGGGAAGAACCUUAAAUGAUCGAGACAGCAUCUUUGAAAAGCUAGAAGUAAUAUUUUUUCUAAUAGUUUCAUAUAUUGCUGCCAUAAUUCUAUGCAUUCUCUUUGAGAUUGACUAUAAAUUUUAUCUUUUUGGUUUCGGAACCUCAUUGCUGACAUUUUCCUGGGUAUUUGCUGAUACAAUCAAAAAGAUUUUCAAUUGCUUUGUGUUUGUACUAGUAUUAAGACCAUAUGUAAUUGGAGAUAAAGUGAAGAUAAACGAUGAAGAAUAUGUUGUGGUAAAGAUUGAUUUGCUCACAACCACGUUCCUUAAUAAGACAAAAACGAUCGUCUAUUUGCCAAAUGAUGUAUUAAUGGUUACGAAGAUCUACAAUACAUCCAGAAGUCCACCUCAAUGUAUGGUUGUUGAGUUGACAGUUGAAAAUACGACAUAUGAUCAGGUUAAAAAGCUUGAGGAACUGGUUAAAGAUGAGGUUGAGAAGGCAGCAAAGCAUUUUACAGAUGCAGAGCUAAUUGGAAAAUCAGUAGAUAAAGCAGUUUUUUCAGUAAGUGUUGUGCAGAACUUCCAGAAUACAAGUCUUACGAAGCUAAGACAAGAUAAAUUGAUCAAAAUAUUUGAAUCUUCAAUGAAGUCAGCGAAUAUUACACACAAAAAUUCUUUUGUAUUUACAAUGUCGUAG